Molecule: messenger RNA, 1303 nt
Organism: Podospora pseudopauciseta
Lineage: Eukaryota; Fungi; Ascomycota; Sordariomycetes; Sordariales; Podosporaceae
Exons: 2
Coding region: 346-1185 (279 amino acids)
Source: RefSeq, a predicted model, not a curated record
GAAGAACUCAAUUUCUAUAUAUUAUGAGUACAAAGAGGAAAAUACACUCCCCAAACCGAGAUGACCUCGGGAUGCUGCCUGGUAGACAUUUGUAUUUACAGUAGCUCAACCUUGAAGAACAGUGGGGCGGUCCUACGUAAUGCGCCAAGCGGCCCAGAACCAUGCGGUUCAACCGACAACAACCUGUCACUGGCCAGCUGAAACAGCCGCAACAACACCACACCAAGACACUGGCUUGCGCACCACCAACUAUUGGUGCCUUUUUUCUCUAGUUACUUUUUGUUUUCCUCGCUUUUGCUUUUUCAGUCUGGUACUCGGCGCAGGCGCAGGAUCAUCAUCACCAUCAUGUCCAACCCCAACGCCCUCCUCCUCCUCGCCGACCACAUCAAGCUCUCCCUCCUCGAGCGCCAGCGCGCAAAGAACCUCAACCUCCCAAACGACACCCAAGAUGGCCACAUCUCUCGUUCUCUGGACCAACUCCGCGACGGGAUCGAAGCCCUAGAAAAAGAACAACAACGGCUCCAAGAAGCAGGCGAGGAAGCUAAAUCGACCGCCCUCCUCACAACCCUCACCUCCCUCAACAAACAACAAAAAGAUCUCACCACCCAAUUCCAUGGCUUCCCCACCGCAGCCACAACCUCGACCCUAACCCACCCCAAUGACCCCUCCCUAGCCGAAGACUUUGCCCACGCCCAAUCCGCCCCCGCUCCCCCCACCACCACCACCAGUCAGAAAAAGAACGUCCGUUUCACAGACGACAACAAUGACACUGACCUCGAAGCGCAACGCUCCUCCCUUUUUUCUUCUCAACAGCCAUAUCGCGACGAGGUAGACGACGACUCGGCGGGGUACCGCAACGAAGCCGAGGGGCUGUCAAACACCCAAAUCCACGCCUACCACCGACAGAUUCUGGAAGAGCAAGAUGCGCAGCUGGACGCGCUGGGGCUGAGCAUCAGCCGGCAGAGGGAGCUGUCGAUGCAGAUUGGGGAUGAGCUGGACUCGCAGGUCUUGAUGCUGGAUGAGAGCGAGAGGGUGGCGGAUAGGCAUGCGAGCACGCUCAACAGGGCGAGGAGGCAGUUGGGGCGGGUGGCGAGGGGGGCGGCGGAGAGUGGGGAGGGGAGGCAGAUGACUGCUAUUGUGGUGUUGAUUAUUGUUUUGGUGUUGUUGAUUGUCAUUUUGAAGUGAUGGGACAGGGCUCAUCGUUUUGCAGGCGUUUAACAUGGAGUUUUUGGAGUUAUGGAAGUCACGCACUGCAGCAGCUGGGGUUGUGUGGGAGGAAUACAUCCUUUUUUUUACUUCUUUU